Ambispora leptoticha is the source of this 1011-nucleotide messenger RNA. Lineage: Eukaryota; Fungi; Glomeromycota; Glomeromycetes; Archaeosporales; Ambisporaceae. The record is from the annotation of a GenBank genome assembly.
AUGCCGACGACUCCGCUGCUUUCGUCAUUAUCACCCGAUUCAAUUAAUGAUUCAUUUAUCCCAUUUUGUAGAUGUGGUCGCUUUGCAGUUAUCAAAGGAAAAGAUGGGAAAAAAUUUUUUGGGUGUUCCAAUUUUUGGAAUAAAAAACCACAGGAAUCCCGGUGUAAUUACUACAGGCGUCAAAAUUUGAACAUUCGUCGUUUUCCUACUCAAGACGAUGUAGACAUCUCCGAAAAAAACAAAAACGAUGAGGAACUCGACGUUCCGCUUAAUAUAGUUUCCGAUAAGCAAGCAGAUGACGAAUGGAAGGAAGAAUCUUAUGAGAGAUGUGAACGUACAGAUCUUAAUGAAGUGACUAUGAAGCAUAGCGCGGCAGAAGUUCCAUUGGUAGAAUCUAGUUCUCACGCUGCAGAAGAACGUGAAUUCAUACACGAUGAAGAGAUUAAUUCGAUUUUCCAGCUUUUCUUGAAACAAACAAUCAGUCAACGAAAAUCAUCUUUUGAAGAAUUGCAGAAAUUGAAACAAGAAUGCGCGGAUGUCCAGCAACAGUUGAAGUUAUUGCAUAAAUGCUGUGAUGUCGCACAUGAGAAAAUUAAUUUCCUCCAGAAUGAAAAUAAUGUAUUAAAAGAGAGCAAUGUUAUCACUAAUGAGUUUCCGGAUUGUUUGUGUGUCGUAAACUCACUUGUAAAACUUGAUCCGAAAUUUCAAACCAAUGUUCAUGUCAAUCGUCAGGUUAUUACUGUAUAUGUCGACACAGAUGAUGAUGGGGCAAACGAUAUGGAAAUAAAUGGGGAAGAAAGCGAGAAAGACAACGUGGGUGUUGGAGAAACCAUUAUAGUUGAUAGUGAUACGGAAGAGUUGGGAAGUGAUAUUACCGAAAUAAACGCACUCCAAGAAAAACAGACUGCCAUUUUGAAAAUGGCUGAUCUAUCUUCAUUACAGUUUGAUAUUUUGAAAGCAAUCUUUAUAGCUAACCCUCAUCACAGAGAUUGGAGUUUUUUACUUGAUUAA